UGCCCUGUAACGAAGGUGGCGGAGCGCGCAGGGCGGGGUUCAAGGAAUCCAGUGAGAAAUUGCUGCAAAAGCAGGGAUGAUUAUACAGAGAGUAGUGCUGAAUUCACGCCCUGGUAAGAAUGGAGUGCCAGUGGCUGAAAACUUCCGACUGGAACAAAGUACAAUAGCAGAUACAAUGCAAGCAGGACAAGUGCGUGUUAGAACCCUUUAUCUUUCUGUGGACCCUUACAUGCGCUGCCGAAUGAAUGAGGAUACUGGCUCAGAUUACCUCCUGCCCUGGCAGCUGUCUGAAGUUGCUGAUGGUGGGGGCAUUGGGCUUGUAGAGGAGAGCAAGCACGAUAAGCUUGCUAAAGGAGACUUUGUAACAUCCUUCAACUGGCCCUGGCAGACAGUGGCCAUUCUAGAUGGAAGCUUGCUACAAAAGCUUGUUCCACAACUUGUAAAUGGACGCCUUUCCUACUUUCUCGGCGCAGCUGGCAUCACAGGACUGACAGCCCUGUUAGGUAUAAAGGAGAAAGGACACGUGACUGUGGGUGCAAAUCAGACAAUGGUAGUGAGCGGAGCAGCCGGUGCCUGUGGCUCUUUGGCUGGCCAGAUUGGCCGUCUGGAGGGCUGCUCUAAAGUGGUGGGGAUUGCUGGCACAGAUGAAAAGUGCUCCAUUUUGGUCCAAGAAAUGGGGUUUGAUGCUGCUAUCAAUUACAAGAAGGGGAAUGUGGCAGAGCAGCUACGUGAACUCUGCCCAGGCGGUGUGGAUGUUUACUUUGACAAUGUUGGUGGAGACAUCAGUGAUACAGUUAUAAGUCAGAUGAAUCAGAACAGCCAUAUCAUCCUGUGUGGACAGAUUUCUCAGUAUAACAAAGAUGUGCCUUAUCCUCCUCCGCUGCCUCCUGACAUAGCAAAAAUACAGAAAGAAAGGAAUAUCACAAGGGAAAGAUUCUUAGUGUUGAACUAUAUGGACAAACAAGAAGCCAGUAUAUUACAACUCUGUCAGUGGAUCCAAGAAGGUAAACUGAAGGUCAGAGAGACCGUGGUAGAAGGCUUAGAAAAUAUUGGUGCUGCUUUCCAGUCCAUGAUGAAUGGAGGCAAUAUUGGAAAACAGAUCGUCUCCGUUUCUAAGUAAAAGUUACUGCUUCGGGAAAAAUAAUUGGAUUCUAUCUCUAACCGUGAGCAAGUUUUUACUUAUACUAAUUUCCACUUUUUUAAAUAAACCAUGAAGUUGUUCUGUAUGUACUGAAAGCAGAGAUUCUGGGAUGCUAAGGCAGAACAUAUGCUAAUAAACUAAAUAGAACUGGAAACAGGAAUGCAGUAAUUUUUACUAGAAAUGAGUAAUAUGUUCUUUGACAUGAUUUUGGCAGUUGCCAGCUAGCAUACUUGGAAAUAUUUCAUGGGUAUGGUUUGGAAGUUAGAACGUCCUAUGAACCAUUUCCAGUAAGCAAUUUGUAUGCAGCCACCUAGUUUUGGUCAUUAAAGAAUUUACUAGUGUAGAUGUGCACCGUUCCCAUCCUAGUUUGUUUCAGUGCCCAGGAACUUCUCUAGGAAUUUUUAACUUACUAGUGGUGUAAGUUUACCCUGACAGUCAAAUCAAUCUGGCUAAUCAUUUUAGAAUGUAACUGUUCUCAUUUUUACAGAUAAUUGCAAUGAAAAAUUCUAUUUCUGGAAUUCAAGGUCUCUAAUAAUAAAGGUAUUUCCA
Messenger RNA from Gavia stellata (red-throated loon), 1690 nucleotides. It is a transcript of the gene PTGR2, whose product is annotated as prostaglandin reductase 2. The transcript has 10 exons. Bases 77 to 1120 code for a protein of 347 amino acids. The record is from RefSeq and is a predicted model, not a curated record. Gene Ontology annotation, biological process: prostaglandin metabolic process. Gene Ontology annotation, molecular function: 15-oxoprostaglandin 13-reductase [NAD(P)+] activity. Lineage: Eukaryota; Metazoa; Chordata; Aves; Gaviiformes; Gaviidae.